Histoplasma capsulatum G186AR is the source of this 2076-nucleotide messenger RNA. RefSeq lists its product as uncharacterized. The transcript is spliced from 3 exons. Gene Ontology annotation, cellular component: nucleus; cytoplasm. Bases 1 to 2076 code for a protein of 691 amino acids. Gene Ontology annotation, molecular function: histone H3T3 kinase activity. The record is from RefSeq and is a predicted model, not a curated record. Gene Ontology annotation, biological process: intracellular signal transduction; mitotic cell cycle. NCBI's taxonomy places the organism in Eukaryota, Fungi, Ascomycota, Eurotiomycetes, Onygenales, Ajellomycetaceae.
AUGUCACUUUUCUCCCCUUCAGCCACCCCUGUAUCUUCAACCCAGAAGGUGCCCCGGAAUGCUCAUACAUACAAGAAGAGGUCAGCAACUACUGCGGGCAGUGUUAUUGGAUCAAAAAAGGUUUAUGGCAAACGAAAAACAAAUGCGCCCCGUGCGGUGCUCGAGAGGGACCAUCAGAAUGCUUCGAAUGCAGUUCCUGCUGUAGAAAGUGAAAGGGUUGAGGAGGCUGAGAUUGGGGAUAUGAUCACGGCAAUGGAAAAUGGUUUAUCGGCGCUUCAGCUCGAUGUUAAACGGGGGAAAGCUCAUGUUGAUAGGGAUGAUGAGGAUGUCAAUACUGCAGAAGAGCUACAUGCGCUACGGGAAAGGGACAUUCAACAGGGCAGACAGCCUUUGAUCGAGGUCGGGAUACCCGCUUACAAAGAUGCCCGGCGAGAUGACGCUGCACAUGAUUGCGAUACAAUCGGGUCCAAAUCCCCGGACGCCGUUAAAUCCAAACGAAAACCACGAAGGUCCUCCGGUUGGAUCGAAGACCUAAAACUCAAUAACUACGUGCGCCCCAUCCUCAAAGAGUCAACCUCCCCGAUAUCCUCGCGCGGAAUCCAAAGGUUCGCAAGCUGGGCUCGACGGACGGGGGAUAUGUUCACCGUCGAAAAGAUCGCAGAGGGCUCCUACGGAGAAGUCUACCAGCUACGGCUGAGCAAGGAUAUUUCUAAAUGCAACCUCUCUAAGUCACGACUAGCACGGUUAAAAGAGUACAGGGAUGGCGUAUUCAAAAUUAUCCCCCUCCGCGCGCAGCGUGGAGUGGGCUCGAAGAAAUUCACCACCGUCCAGGAGAUCGUGUCUGAGGUGCAGCUGUUGAAACUGCUUGAUCCCAUCCCGGGCUUUGCGAGGUUUCGGGAGGUGCAUGUGGUCCAGGGCAGGUUUCCGGAGACUUACCAGCAGGCGUGGAUGCGGUAUAGCCAAACGAACGGGCAUGAGUGUUUUAAUCCGGAUCCCAGUAAGCCGAAGUCGUAUCCAGAUACGCAAUUGUGGGCGGUUUUGGAGAUGGAUAAUGCUGGCUGCGAGUUGGAGAAGUUUCCGUGGUCAUCGACUUUUCAGGUUUAUGAUAUCUUUUGGGGAGUGGCGUUGGCGCUUGCGAGAGCGGAGCAGUUUGCGGCGUUUGAGCACCGCGACCUGCACCUUGGAAAUAUCUGUAUCAAACCUAGGAAGAAAGGUGGCAAUAUUUUGACGGAGCUAGGGAAGUCGAGACCAGAAGGACUGGAAGGUGGAGCCACUGGGUUUGGUUUGAGUGGACUUGAAACUACCAUAAUCGAUUAUUCACUUUCGAGAGCCGAAUUACAACCAACAGAUACUGCGAACACAGAUAUGCAGGCGGAAGCAGAGGCGGCGACCGAGAGCAAAACAGAACCAGUAGCGAUUGCGUGGUCGGAUCUUGACAAGAGGCAGAUCUUUGGCGCUAUUGGGCGAGACGAGGAUGAGAAGCUGCUCAGGGAUACUUAUCGAUAUAUGCGAUCCGAAAUAUAUCAUCAAGACAAUCUCCUCAACUCUGCACAACCCCCUUCUAGACCCUUGCAAUGGAAGGAUUAUAACCCCAGAACGAACCUUAUCUGGCUUUCAUUUCUGCUACGGAUGUUAUUGAAGAAAAUGAAGCCAGCCUGUGCAUUCCGGGUGGCUGAGCAACGACAGCCACAACAACGGCUACCACUUACGCCCCGUCCGGCAAAUCACAAACUACAAACCAAUACUACAUACUAUAAUGAAAAUGGUGACACUGUUGGUGGAGCAGGUUCUCCACCACUUAAGUCAUCAAAGAAAGUGGUUCGUCAAGUUAAAACGGGUGCGGGGAUUAAUGGUGACGGUGAUGAUGGAAGAAAACAAUUGGACCCUGCCGCUAUGAGCUGUCAGCAACGGCCGCGGCAUCAGCAGAUGUUGGGAGAGGAAUUAGCAAUUCGCCUUCAGGCAACGGCGGAUAUGCUAAGCGUCGAGAGCGGAAUUGAGGAUUUGCAUUGCGCGGGGGAUCUUGUGGCUUUUGCUAUUCGGGCUGGGUGGUUGAAUGAAGGGGAUUUUUUGUGUUGA